AUGGCAUUGGUCUUGUCGACCCAGUUUGACUUUCGGAAGUCGUAUUUUCUCUUUGCCGGCAUUGCUGGUGUCAAUCCCCAUUAUGCCACUGUCGGUAGCGUGGCAAUCGCUCGCUACGCAGUCCAAGUUGCCCUUCAAUAUGAGAUUGAUCCCCGGUCGUUGCCGCAAGAUUGGCCAACUGGGUACAUCUCCUAUGGGCGUGACUAUCCCCUUCAGUACCCUUCCGUACUGUAUGGGACUGAGGUUUUUGAAGUCAAUGAAAAUCUUAGGCAGGCAGCUUUUUUAUUGGCAUCUAAAUCCAGUCUCAAGGACCAAAAAGGACCGCAGGAAUAUCGGUCAAAGUACUCAGGCGGCGGAUACCGCGAUACUAUGGCCACACAGGCGCCCAGUGUUGUCAAAUGUGACAUCGCUACCAGUGACGUCUAUUAUUCAGGGACCAAGCUUGCGGUCGCUUUUGAAAAUACAACAACUCUAUGGACGAAUGGCUCUGGUGUAUACUGCAUGAGUGCUCAAGAAGAGAAUGCCACUCUUGAAGUAAUGGUUAGGGCAGCAAUUGAAGGUCUCGUUGAUUUUGCGCGAAUCAUACUUGUGAGAGCUGGGUCAAACUUUGAUCGACCGCCACCUGGUCUCUCGGAUUGGGAACACUUAAGGCGGACCGAUCAGAAUGGUUUCAUGAUUGCCAUAGAAAAUUUGUUUAAUGUUGGCAUCGGCAUUGUUCGGGGCAUCGUUUCCGAUUGGAACUGCACGUACCAGCGAGGAAUCGAGCCGACCAACUACAUAGGCGACAUUUUUGGCAGUCUGGGUGAAGAACCGGACUUUGGAUUUGGAAGUAUUACGGAAGGGAAGAAGAUCAGUGCCGGGGGUUACAACCUUGGUUUAGCUAACGUUGAGAUGGAAAGACGGAAAGGCUUUGGGCUCAGGGCCAUACUAAAGUGA
Metarhizium robertsii ARSEF 23 is the source of this 936-nucleotide messenger RNA. RefSeq names its product NUP-domain-containing protein. Gene Ontology annotation, biological process: transmembrane transport. The transcript has 2 exons. NCBI's taxonomy places the organism in Eukaryota, Fungi, Ascomycota, Sordariomycetes, Hypocreales, Clavicipitaceae. The record is from RefSeq and is a predicted model, not a curated record. Gene Ontology annotation, cellular component: endoplasmic reticulum. Bases 1 to 936 code for a protein of 311 amino acids.